CUGAAAUCAUACAGCGGCCGCGACUUCCUCGACGCCAUCAUCACCGAGUUCGACGGCAUCUUCGCCGAACCCUCCGGCAUGCCACCACCCCGCGGCCGCGACCACGGCAUCACCCUGCUGCCCGGUUCCGCUCCGGUGGCCGUCUGUCCGUAUCGCUACCCGGCCGCGCACAAGGACGAGUUGGAGCGUCAGUGCACCGCCAUGCUCGCCCAGGGCAUCAUCCGAGCGAGUUGUUCCGCAUUCUCCUCGCCGGUACUGCUGGUCCGCAAGCCCGACGGGUCCUGGCGCUUCUGCAUCGACUACCGGGCCCUGAACGCCAUCACCGUCAACGAUGCAUUUCCGAUCCCGGUGGUGGACGAACUCCUCGACGAGCUCCGGCGCGCUCGUUUCUUCACCAAGCUCGACUUGCGCUCCGGCUACCACCAGGUGCGGAUGCGCGCAGAGGACAUCCCAAAGACCGCCUUCCGCACCCACGACGGCCUCUACGAGUUCCUGGUGAUGCCGUUCGGCCUCUGCAACGCGCCGGCGACGUUCCAGGCACUCAUGAAUGAUCUGUUGCGGCCGUACCUGCGCCGUUUCGUUCUCGUCUUCUUCGACGAUAUCCUCAUUUUCAGUGAGACGUGGGCCGACCAUCUCCGACAUGUGCGCACCGUCUUCACCGUCCUGCACCAGCACCGGCUCUUCGUCAAGCGAUCCAAAUGCGCGUUCGCCGUCGAGUCGAUCUCCUACCUGGGUCACACCAUCUCCGCUGCAGGAGUGGUCAUGGACCCGGAAAAGGUGCAGGCAGUGGCCGACUGGCCGCAGCCACGCUCGGCGCGCGCGGUCCGAGGGUUCCUCGGCCUUGCGGGGUACUACCGCAAGUUUGUCAAGGAGUUUGGCGUGGUCGCCGCGCCCCUAACGGCCCUCCUUCGCAAGGACGGCUUCUCCUGGUCGCCGGAGGCGGCAACAGCUUUUACCGCCCUCAAGACGGCGGUCACCACGGCUCCCGUCCUCGCGUUGCCGGACUUCACACGGCCGUUCAUUGUCGAGUGUGACGCCUCUACGUACGGCUUCGGGGCCAUCCUUCUCCAGGACCAGCACCCGGUGGCUUUCUUUAGCCGGCCGGCCGCGCCUCAUCACCGUUCCCUGGCAGCAUAUGAACGGGAACUCAUCGGCCUGCGUUUGGCAACCAUUCCGCAGCACCAUUGGGUCGGCAAACUACUGGGGUUCGACUUCACCGUGGAGUACAAGGCAGGUAGUACAAACACGGUGGCGGACGCCCUUUCCCGCCGCGACACGGAGGAGACGACGGUCAUGGCGAUAUCGGGUCCUCGCUUUGACUUCAUCGAUCGCCUACGGCAAGCUACGUCAACCGACCCGGCGCUCGUCGCGCUGCGCGAGGAUAUCACGGCGGGCACGCGGCAGCUGCCGUGGUCGCUCUCCGACGGCCUCGUCACUUUCAACGGCCGCCUCUACAUUCCGCCGUCGUCCCCACUACUCCAGGAGCUCCUCACUGCAGUGCACGACGACGGGCACGAAGGCGUCCUGCGCAUGUUGCAUCGUCUCCGCCGUGACUUCCACGCGCCUAACCUUCGCAAGACGGUGCAAGAGUACGUCCGCGCCUGCGGUACUUGCCAGAGGUACAAGUCCGAGCACUUGCACCCCGCCAGUCUGCUGCUUCCGCUGCCGGUGCCCACGGGCGUGUGGACUGACGUCGGCAUCGACUUCGUGGAAGCGCUCCCUCGCGUGGGCGGGAAGUCCGUCAUCCUCACCGUGGUGGAUCGCUUCAGCAAGUACUGCCACUUCGUGGCGUUGGCCCACCCGUACACGACGGAGUCGGUGGCACAGGUGUUCUUCGCCGAGAUCGUGCGCCUCCAUGGCGUUCCGCAGUCCAUGGUCUCUGACCGCGACCCCGUCUUCACCUCGGUUUUUUGGCGAGAGCUCAUGCGUCUCACCGGGACGAAGCUGCACAUGACGUCGGUGUUUCAUCCUCAAGCGGAUGGCCAAACGGAGGCUGCUAACAAGAUCAUUGUUAUGUACCUGCGUUGCCUCACAGGGGAUCGUCCGCGGCAGUGGCUACGGUGGCUUCCCUGGGCCGAGUACAUCUACAACACCGCCUACCAGACAGCGACCCAAGAAACUCCGUUCAAGCUCGUGGGCAAGCUCAAGCCACGCUUCUACGGACCGUACCGCAUCUCGGAGGUCGUCAACGACGUCGCCUACCGCCUUGAGCUUCCGGUGCGCUCGCGCCUCCAUGACGUGUUCCACGUGGGCCUCCUCAAGAAGUUCUUCGGUACGCCUCCAACUGCACCGCCGGGUUUGCCUCCGAUCCACAACGGUGCGGCUGUCCCGGAACCAGAACGCGUGACUCGUUCACGCCUAGCACGUGGCGUUCGCCAGCUCCUUGUCCACUGGACGGGCGAGGCUGCAUUAUCGGCAACAUGGGAGGAUCUUGACAGUUUCAUCGAGCGCUACCCCGCUUUUCAGCUCGAGGACGAGCUGCUCGUCGAGGGGGGGAGAGAUGCCAUGUGGGGCGCUGCGUACAGGCGCGGGCCACGCGCCCAGGAGCAGCAGCCGACGGCCACAGCUGGCGAGGCGUGA
Messenger RNA from Aegilops tauschii subsp. strangulata, 2580 nucleotides. NCBI's taxonomy places the organism in Eukaryota, Viridiplantae, Streptophyta, Magnoliopsida, Poales, Poaceae. The record is from RefSeq and is a predicted model, not a curated record.